AUGGUGCGCGACAACGUGGGCAGCGAGGGGCGGCAGUACUUCCCCUUCAUCUUCACGCUGUUCAUGUUCGUGCUGUUCGGCAAUCUGCUGGGCAUGAUCCCCUCGUCCUUCACCUUCACCAGCCACAUCGUGGUCACGCUGUUCAUGGCGCUGGUGAUCUUCAUCGGGGUGACGGUGAUCGGCUUCGCGCGCCAUGGCGCCGGCUACCUGCGCCUGUUCUUCCCGCACGGCGCGCCGCUGUGGACGGCGGUGAUCCUGGUCCCGAUCGAGAUCAUCUCCUACCUGUCGCGUCCGAUCAGCCUGUCGGUGCGUCUCUUCGCCAACAUGAUGGCCGGCCACAUCCUGAUCAAAGUCUUUGCCGGCUUCGUGCUGCUGAUGGGCAUCGCGGGCGUGGUGCCGCUGGCCGCGCUGGUGGGCAUCACCGCGCUGGAAUUCCUGGUGUCGGUGCUGCAGGCCUACAUCUUCACCAUCCUGACCUGCGUCUAUCUCCACGACGCGAUCCACAUGCACUGA
Symbiodinium necroappetens is the source of this 513-nucleotide messenger RNA. The record is from the annotation of a GenBank genome assembly. NCBI's taxonomy places the organism in Eukaryota, Dinophyceae, Suessiales, Symbiodiniaceae.